This is a messenger RNA of Manihot esculenta (cassava), 3901 nucleotides long. Its product is annotated as riboflavin synthase. The record is from RefSeq and is a predicted model, not a curated record. Gene Ontology annotation, biological process: riboflavin biosynthetic process. The transcript has 2 exons. Gene Ontology annotation, molecular function: riboflavin synthase activity. Bases 40 to 879 code for a protein of 279 amino acids. NCBI's taxonomy places the organism in Eukaryota, Viridiplantae, Streptophyta, Magnoliopsida, Malpighiales, Euphorbiaceae.
ACUUCAAAUUUUCUCAGGAACCAAACAGCAAGAAGGAAAAUGUCACUUUCUCACAGUUCUCUCGCCUCAGCCCCCAAAUUCUCCUCCUCAAUUACCUCUCUAUCAGCAACGAAAAGAAUCACCAAUCUCCUAUCCAUCAAACCCCGAUUUAAGCUCAAUCCACCUUCCAAAUCCUACUCUCCGUCUCUCUUCACCGCUAAACCCAACCUAAACCCUGUACUCAAGCCACAUUUACCAUCACCUGCAAUCCGAUGUCUAUUCACCGGCAUCGUAGAAGAAAUGGGCGAAAUCAAACACCUCGGUGCCACAGAGGAUGGGGGAUUCGACCUUAAUAUACGGGCAAAAACCGUCCUCGAAGAUGUGAAUCUCGGAGACAGCAUUGCUGUUAAUGGGACCUGCUUAACAGUGACCAGUUUCACUAAUAAAGAGUUCACCGUUGGAUUAUCCCCAGAAACACUGAGGAAAACGUCUCUUAUAGAGCUGGAGCCCGGGUCCCUGGUCAAUUUGGAGAGGGCAGUGCAGCCAACGAGCCGUAUGGGUGGGCAUUUCGUGCAGGGGCACGUGGAUGGCACAGGGGAGAUAGUUGAGAAGGAGGCAGAAGGGGAUUCGCUGUGGGUGAAGGUGAAAGUGGACAAAGGGUUGUUGAGAUACGUGGUGCCGAAGGGGUUUAUUGCGGUGGAUGGGACUAGUUUGACGGUGGUGGAUGUGUUUGAUGAAGAGGGAUGCUUCAAUUUCAUGCUGGUAGCUUAUACACAACAAAAGGUGGUGGUUCCUUUGAAGAAAGUUGGGCAGAAGGUUAAUUUGGAGGUGGACAUUUUGGGGAAGUAUGUGGAGAGGUUACUUAGUAGUGGGUUUGUUGAAUCCAUUAAGGCUUCUUGAAACCAAAAUAGGAGUCAGGACAAUGGCCAUUACCGUUAUGAAGGGCAAUUUCUUUUUUCUUAUUAUAAUGGUCAUUACUACCGUUGUGUAAAGGUAAGGCCAUCACAGUCAUUACCUUAUGAGAACUUUUUAUUUUUUGAGACAGAAGGUCUCUUUCCCAAUAUUCACACACGUUACAAAAAAAAAAAAGAAAAGAAAUACCCUUGUUGGUCUUUGAUUCUUUAGUCCACUUCAAAAUAAUUCUACAUUUUAUGGGAGAUCAUGGAAAUAUCAUGUAGAAAGGACUAGGGGUUUAUUAGUUAAGAUUAUAAACAGUUAAAAUAAUUGUGGACUAAAGAAUGCAAGUCAACAAUUGUAGGUCUUUAUAUGAUGUAUUUAUGCUUAUUAGUUUGUUGGAUCUCUUUACUUUUAUUUGAGUCCAUUAUUAUUCUCUCAGUUCCCUACAUUUUGCAUAUUUCUCUCAAUGUUUGAGUGUCGUUUUCUUUACAUUAUAGCCAUGACAGAACCGUUUCUGUUACACGCAACCACAGUUGUUGUUGCAUGUGUGAACACGAUUUAAAUCCUUGGUUUUAGUGUUUCUCUUUGUCUUUAUGCCUAAUUACUUUUACUAAUUUAAAAAAGAAGUCUGAACAUCUGAAUAACUUGUAUUUGAGAAUGAUGAUAUACAGAGUUUACCCUUAAAACUUAAAACAGGACAAUUCAUAUUUCCAUGUCUUUGCUUCCACUCUUGUUUUUGACAUUUUGCUUGUGUGCGGCAGCUUUAGUGUUACUGACUUUGCGUUACAUUAGCUUUUUGAUGUCAUUCUAAUUCGAAGACUCCCUUGAAAAUGGAAUUUUCAUUUGUUUAAAAUCUUGCUAGUAGCCACCAUGUUCGGGAGAGCAUAAGUACAUAGGUUUACUAAGUGAGAUCAUAUCUUCUUUCUUAUCUCAUUUUAAUAAGAUAUUUUCAGAAUAUGGAUCUUGAGAUGCAUCUGUUGAAACAUUCACAUUGCAAUUUAAUGGUGUUCUCCAUUUUUGGAGUGGCGUUCUGUUAGCGCAAGGCUAAGAAUAGAAAUGGAGAUGAGAAAAGGAAGAGGAAUUGGGGAUGAGAAGAGAAUUUAGAAAGGAGAUGAGGAGAGAAUUGGAGAAAGGAGGUGAGAACAGAGGGAGAUGAGAAGAUAGGGAGAGAUAUUAUUGAUUAUUCUUGAAUGCCAUUUAGAGGUAAGAGCUCUCUCCUUUAUAUAUGUACGUGAGUAACUACCUUCUAACUAACAUUUAUUUUCUCUCCAAAUUCCUUAUUCAGUUACAGCAGUUACAACUUUUCCCUCCAAAAGUGUAUCUUACUAAUUCCUUCUAUAUGUGACACGUUCAUAGUCCCUCUAUCUGUAAGAAUUUUUCUGCUUAUGACCAAUUAGCAUAGGUUGGGUUGCAUACAAUUUUGGAAGAAGUCAUCAUUCUGAAAUUUUAUGCGAUUCUUGAUCUUGCACCGGCCUAGAUUAAAUGCAUAAACUGACAGCAGGUAAUGCACCUGCACGGGUCCUAAGAGUUAUAAAAUAGAAACACGAGAAAUUUUUUGAUGUGGCUUUUGGGAUUGGGUUCCAUCCUUAGACAAGCAUAGUAGACUGGUUAGAAAGAAAGUACGCAAGACAAGUAAUAUGGCUCAGAACAGCACUAUCAUGGAAUAUUUAGAAAGCAUUAUUCAGGCACAAGCACGGAUAUAUCCAAGGAAGUGUGGAUGACUCUAUUAAGCCUAAGAAGGUACAGAUUCAUCAUGUGCUUUUGACUCUUUUAUCACCUUGAAGCGGCCUAUACCAAGUAAGUUUACUGGUUUGUCUUAGAAAUCAGCCAAUCUUUGAUGUUACACCGGAGGAUGUUGUAUUUGUCUCCCACAAGACAUUGGACUAGAGACUGAAAACCAUUUAGCAUCUUGCGUUAUCUGUUUGUGAAAUUUGACAAGCUUCAAAGUAAAAAUGAGUUUGUUUCUGUUAAUGGAUCUAUAUGAUUGAAUUGUAAUAAUGAUAUCUCGUGCCAUGCUUGAGUUGCUAGGUAGGCCCCUACAUCUCAGUAAUAAUCCACAACUCCAUGAUCUGAAACCAUUUGAUGCUUCGAUUAUUAAAUAUAGAGGGGAAUGAAUAAGGAUACUCGUGUGGUACCCGUGAAGUUUGCUUGCUCAUCCUGAAAGAUCAACAUAGCUAAGCAGGUUAUAUAAUCAAGGCAAACUGGAGCAGAAUAUAUGCAAAUUAGGUUCUCUGAAAAAUCGAUAUUAUGUGAUCUUCAAAGUUUCUGAUGCAACUGAAAAAAAAUGUCAAAAGUCUUUGUUUUUAAUUUAUUUUUUUAUUAGAGCCUGAACAAAAAAUAAGCAAUUUUGAUAGGCUUUAUUUGGGUAGGUAUAAAUUUAAACAAUGAGAUAUUUGAAUGUGAUAUUAUGUUAUGGGCAGUUCGUGUUUAGAGCUGGUGGACUCGAGCCUGAUUACACAAGUCAAUUAUUAUUAUUAUUAUUUUAUCUAUGUUUCAUUAUAUCUGUUAUAUUUUGGGUUGGGAUAGAUCAGGUGAGAUGAAUAUUGUUUGUCAUGCCUUUGGUUUGUUGAUUGCAGCUUGCCUGCUCUAAGAUUAAUUUAUCAGGAUUAUGUGGGCUUAAUUCUUAUAUAAUUACGUAGCAAAACAACUGCAAAAAUUAGUUUAUUAAUGGCAUUGUCUUUUGUGCCUGCUUUGUCAGCAAUUGAUAUGCUUGAUGCCUUAUUAUAAAUACUGUGAAAAGCUUAAUUUUUCUCUUGAGAUUUAACUUUAUAAUUGUAUCCCUCGUUUAUAGUGGCUCAUAUUCGUUGACUCAAAGCAUACUUUUUCUUUUCCAACUUUUGAGAAAGUUUAAUGCUUUCUUAUCUUAGGUAUGCAUUUGAUUAACUUGUGUGCUGGAUGAUGGUGUCACGUAACACUGCACCCACAAGCUUAGUCAGAUUUCAUUUCAAACAUUUCACAACCAUCAUCCUCUAAUCUGAUUAUGUACACCUUCACAUCCAGGAAUUUUAUAUUGUGCUGAGGAAGC